Messenger RNA from Cordyceps militaris CM01, 258 nucleotides. RefSeq lists its product as uncharacterized. The record is from RefSeq and is a predicted model, not a curated record. The transcript has 2 exons. Bases 1 to 258 code for a protein of 85 amino acids. Lineage: Eukaryota; Fungi; Ascomycota; Sordariomycetes; Hypocreales; Cordycipitaceae.
AUGACAGACCCGGUACCUGAGGGUAUGGACUCAUCAAUGUUCUGGACGGUUGAUACUGUCUCCAUUACGUUCGGCAUCCACUCACAUCAGGCGGUCUCGGACAAUUUGUGCGAUGUAGCCAUUCACGCUUCUCGUCUGAGCCGGGUGCCCGCUGCAUGUGAGACGAGCCAAUGCGAAGUACUUGGCGCGCUGCCGCCCGCGCCCGUCGAUGCUCACAUUGUAAAGAUCGACGGCGGGACGUACUUGCUCCUGCCAUAA